AUAGAUUUCGUAAUCCCUCCUUUCAUGCAUACGUUACGGUUUAAUAAACAUGAUCGUACACCAGUUCGUUGUCCUUAUCAGUUUUCUGUCGAGUGGUGUGUGUUUAGAAUGUUACCUGUGUUACAAUGCCAAGGACCCAAGUCUGUGUCGACACCACGUCACCUGUAUAUCAGGGCAGUCAUGCGGUAAAGAAGUGUUCCACGAUUCCUACGGAACUGUCUUUGAUUUAGGCUGUGUCGCUACAUCAAACUGCCCAAAAGAAGCAGAGGUAGGGCGUCCAUCAAGUUUAUUUGGGAGACGAAGAGGUGUAUCUGAGAUCGACUGUUGUCAUACUGAUUUUUGUAACAUAAACAUGACAACUUCAGGACAAAAACUAUCUACAACUACUGCUGUAACGAAUGUAGCAACAUCAAUGCCCCUUUCAACUUUGACGCAGCUACACUCCAGUCCGGCUACAGACGCAUGCGCAGACCAUCCCGAUUGUGAUAUCCUCAUACAAGGAUUCAAUGCCUGCAAUGAUAGCGACAUCGCCCUCGGUGUAUGCAGGAAGUCAUGUGGCCUAUGUGACGUCACAACUCCUACUCCGCUUUGUAUGGAUGCACAUCAAGACUGCCAGAUCUUAGCAACUCAUCUACACGUGUGCGAAGACGAUAAUUUUGCCAGAACAAGAUGUCGUAGGACAUGCGGUGUUUGCGUUUCCGAUAUUUCAUUCACCGUCACCUCGGUUUCAACACCCCUUUCAACUUUGAAAGUAUCUGGAGUAUGUGAAGACAGACGGGACUGCGUACUACUGGAAAAAAUUAACAUCUGUGACAGUUCUAUAACAGCCCAAAUCUGCCCUGUGUUCUGCGGUCUGUGCCAAAUUAACACCGACGGAAUAACAAGAUUCUCCACAACGCAAAGUACAACUGACCACAUUACAGAGAUGAUCAACUCAGCUGUUCCAUCGACUAAGCAGACUAUAGAGAUUAUCAACUCCACUGUUCCAUCAACUGAUCACACCAUAGAGAUUAUCAACUCCACUGUUCCACCGACGAGAGGACUCUCUACAACGCAAGGAACAACAGAAGCUACCAAAUCACUUGAAACUACAGAAAGUGAACAAGCUCAUACCUGUCGUGAUAUUCUCCCCAGAGAGGACUGUCAACAAAUCCUUAGAGAUGACACGAAAGCUUGCUCUAAAAGUAUCAUGCAGAUGGAAUGUAAACAAUUCUGCAUGUUGUGCGGACCCUCUACAACGCAGAGAUUAACGGACUUGACUACGGAAACUACCACGUCACUAGAAACUUCAGAGAGUGAACAAGGGCAUGCUUCUCAUAAACCAAAAACAACGACCGCCACGGAAACACCUAGUCAACACGUUUCCUUCUACAAUCCUACAAUUCACACUACCCAUAAGCAGGUGACAACUAAACGCCCAGAGAACCAUAUUGGUGUGGUUGUUGUCGGUUGAUAGACAAAUACACGGUUUUCUACAAGGAAAACAUCAUGUUUAACCCUAAACUAUACACGCUAUAAAGAUCUCUAUCCUGUG
Ostrea edulis (European flat oyster) is the source of this 1534-nucleotide messenger RNA. RefSeq lists its product as uncharacterized. The record is from RefSeq and is a predicted model, not a curated record. The coding region runs from base 50 to 1453 and encodes 467 amino acids. The transcript has 13 exons. Lineage: Eukaryota; Metazoa; Mollusca; Bivalvia; Ostreida; Ostreidae.